Nicotiana attenuata is the source of this 1473-nucleotide messenger RNA. RefSeq lists its product as uncharacterized. The record is from RefSeq and is a predicted model, not a curated record. The transcript is spliced from 2 exons. NCBI's taxonomy places the organism in Eukaryota, Viridiplantae, Streptophyta, Magnoliopsida, Solanales, Solanaceae. The coding region runs from base 1 to 1473 and encodes 490 amino acids.
AUGGAUAAUGGUGAUAAAAGUUGGAUGAAUCUCCUGAGAUGGACGGAUGAGUAUAUUCGUGGUGUGAAUGAUUUUCUGGAUAAGGCAUUUGAACGAGCCGCCCAAGGAAAUGAAAUAUUAUGCCCUUGCAAAAAGUGCAUGAAUCGCUAUUGGCAUUAUAGAAAUGUGGUAGAGGAUCAUUUGGUUAUUCAUGGAUUUACUGAAGGUUAUACCAAAUGGGUUUUCCACGGGGAAGGAUUUUUCUCGAGAAAUACACCUCAUCCAAGCAAUGAUGAUGAAGAAUCUACCAUCCGUGACGAUAUUGAUGGACUACUUCAUGAUAUAUUUAGAAAUAUAGAGGGUCAGGCAGGGGAUGAAGAAGGAGUUGGGGAAAGACUAUCUGAAGAUGCAAAGAAGUUUUUCAAAUUACUGGAGGAAGGAAAACAAGAGUUAUACCCGGGGUGUGAAAAUUUCAGUAAACUGAGUUUCACUAUUUGGUUGUACUUGCUUAAAUCCUUGCAUGGGUUGAGUAAUGUGGCUUUCUCAGAUUUGUUAGAGUUGCUAAAAGAGGCAUUUCCCUUUGCUCAGAGUGCUGGUCCUUUGACUAAAGCAAGCUCAAAUUUCCCUGCAAAGGUUUUAAGGUACUUUCCUUUAAAGCCUAGGCUUCAAAGGAUAUUCAUGUGUCCUGAAACGGCUGCUGCAAUGAGAUGGCAUGCUAAUGAACGACCCAAUGAUGGGAAUAUAAGACAUCUCGCUGAUGGGGAAGCUUGGAAGGCUUUUGAUUCUUUGCACCCAGACUUCUCUAGAGAUCCUCGUAAUGUUAGAUUGGGUCUUUCAAGUGAUAGUUUCAACCCGUUUCAGACCAUGAGCAUUUCUCAUAGUACGUGGCCUGUUAUGUUAAUGAACUAUAAUUUAUCACCGUUGAUUUGCAUGAAGCCAGAGUAUAUAAUGUUAUCGAUGAUCAUUCCAGGUCCAUCAUCUCCGGAAAAUGAUAUAGAUGUGUACCUACGACCAUUAAUUGAUGAAUUGAAGGAACUAUGGGAAACUGGGAUAGACACAUUUGAUGCUGAAACCAACCAAACAUUUCGAAUGCGUGCUACCUUAUUAUGGACAGUUAGUGACUUUCCAGCAUUAGCAAUGCUUUCAGGAUGGAGCACUAAGGGGAGAUUAGCAUGCCCCACUUGCAAUUAUGACACAUGUUCUCAAUAUCUCAAACAUAGUCACAAGAUGUGUUACUUGGGCCAUCGAAGAUUUUUGCCUCGUGAUCAUCCAUUCCGAAGAGAUAAGAAGUCUUUUGAUGGUAAGGAGGAGCAUAGACCUGCACCUGCUCCCUUGUCGGGUGAAGAAGUGUUUGAAGGGCUGCUUGAAUUCAACAAUAUCUUUGGAAAGAGCACUAAAAAAAGGCCUCGGAGUGAUAAGGGUCUGUGGAAAAAGAGAUUCAUUCUUUUUGAAUUGCCAUAUUGGAUGCAUAAAAAAAUUGAGGCACAAUCUUGA